Morchella sextelata is the source of this 816-nucleotide messenger RNA. RefSeq lists its product as uncharacterized. Lineage: Eukaryota; Fungi; Ascomycota; Pezizomycetes; Pezizales; Morchellaceae. The record is from RefSeq and is a predicted model, not a curated record. Bases 1 to 816 code for a protein of 271 amino acids. The transcript is spliced from 3 exons.
AUGUCUACUACUACUACCCCCAUCAUGUCUGCAAAGAGCAAUAAAACCGCCAAACUUCCUGCCAAACCUCGUGCCAAGCGCACCCCGGCUGCCAAGCCUCCAGCCAAGUGCACACGGGCUACCAAGGCUUCCAAAACCGCCGAGACUGCCAAGGCUUCUAAGAACGCCGAGAGGUCUAAAACCGCCGAGCUUCCUGCCGAGCCAGCUGCCAAGCAAGCCGAUACCGUCGAGCCAGCUGCCGAGCCUUCUGCUUCUGGUACCCCUGCUGCCAAGCCUUCCGAUACCGCCGAGCCGAUUACCAAGCCUUCCGAUACCGCCGAGCCGAUUGCCAAGCCUUCUGAUUCCGGCACCCCUACUGCCAAGAUUUCCGAAUCCGGAAGGCUUGGCGCCAAGCCUUCCGAAACCCGCCCCAUUCAGUAUCAUGAGUCAGCUGCUGAGGCAUUAGUAAUGGGUGGUGUUACCAAUACUGCUACUGCUAAGAAAUUGGCUAGUAUGGAUUGGAUUAGACCUGUUAUGGUUAAGAAAGACAGGGGUCUUAAUAUGGCAAGGCCAGUUAAUGUUGAGGCUAUAUUGGGAUACAGCAGGGGUGAACUUGCAGAGGCAGUUUGUGACUGUUGUACUGACGAAAUUAAACCUCGCGAACGCUCUGCACUCAUUGCAAGCUCUUCUACAGUUACUGCGGAGGGUGCAGACAGGCAUAGGAGAGUUGCAAAGAGGAAGCGGUCCACUACCAAGGAAAAAUGGUGGAGGCUUUUGAUAGCGGUGGAGGGAGUGGCUGAUGCAAUUGAGGAUAUCGUGAACGAAAUGGAAGAUUAA